Arabidopsis thaliana (thale cress) is the source of this 2659-nucleotide messenger RNA. Its product is annotated as BSD domain (BTF2-like transcription factors, Synapse-associated proteins and DOS2-like proteins). Lineage: Eukaryota; Viridiplantae; Streptophyta; Magnoliopsida; Brassicales; Brassicaceae. Gene Ontology annotation, biological process: DNA-templated transcription; nucleotide-excision repair. The record is from RefSeq and is marked reviewed. Gene Ontology annotation, cellular component: nucleus; transcription factor TFIIH core complex. The transcript is spliced from 20 exons. Bases 393 to 2132 code for a protein of 579 amino acids.
AAAAAAGUUGCGACUUUUAGCUCGAGACAAUAAAUGGGCCAUACAUAUACGGGCUUAAGCUAACAACACUACUAUUGAUCGCAGGCCCGGUUAAACAAGGCUCGUACACGUGGCUCUUGAGACUCAUCAACUUCGGGUGUGAACUGUUGAACCAUCUCAAGACAUGAGCUAUCACGGCUCGUACACGUGGUUCUAACCACCUCAUUAUCUCUCGAACUUAAAAUUAACAAAAUUCCCAAAUUAUUUAGCUAUUUUUGUCUGAUCUGCCGACGCUAGCCGUUCUCCUCCGCCAGAUUCAAAUAUUUCCUCCGCCGUCGACACUCCUUACCUCCUCCGGCUCACAAACUUAAUCCACCAAUUUUACCAUGCUUUAGAACCUUGGGCAUAUAUCAAUGGAGAAGCGAGUCAAAUACAAGAGCUUUGUGAAGGAUCCAGGAACUCUUGGAUCCCUCGAAUUAAGUGAAGUGAUGCUGCUCUUUGUCCCAAAUGAUCCUAAAUCAGAUUUGAAGCUUAAAGUUCAGACUCACAACAUCAAAAGUCAGAAAUAUACCAAAGAAGGAUCAAAUAAACCUCCUUGGCUCAAUCUGACCAGCAAGCAGGGAAGGAGUCAUAUCUUUGAGUUUGAAAAUUAUCCUGACAUGCAUGCUUGUCGUGAUUUCAUCACUAAGGCCCUUGCUAAAUGUGAAGAGGAGCCUAAUAAACUAGUUGUCUUGACACCUGCUGAACAACUUAGUAUGGCAGAAUUUGAGCUACGCUUCAAGCUUCUUCGAGAAAAUAGUGAGUUGCAGAAAUUGCAUAAGCAAUUUGUGGAAAGUAAAGUCCUGACGGAAGACGAAUUCUGGUCUACGAGGAAGAAAUUACUUGGUAAAGAUUCCAUUAGAAAGUCAAAACAACAGAUGGGGCUCAAAAGCAUGAUGGUUUCAGGCAUCAAACCGUCUACUGAUGGCCGGACUAAUAGGGUGACGUUUAACUUAACGUCUGAGAUAAUUUUUCAGAUUUUUGCUGAGAAGCCGGCUGUUCGCCAGGCAUUCAUAAAUUAUGUUCCGAAAAAGAUGACAGAAAAGGACUUUUGGACAAAAUAUUUUAGAGCAGAAUAUCUUUACAGCACAAAAAAUACAGCAGUAGCUGCAGCAGAAGCUGCUGAGGAUGAGGAACUCGCUGUCUUUCUGAAGCCUGACGAGAUAUUGGCUCAGGAAGCUCGUCAAAAGAUGAGACGGGUUGAUCCAACUCUUGACAUGGACGCUGACGAGGGAGAUGACUACACCCAUCUUAUGGACCACGGGAUCCAGCGCGAUGGCACCAAUGACAUUAUUGAACCACAGAAUGACCAGCUUAAGAGGUCACUUUUACAAGAUCUUAAUCGUCAUGCUGCUGUUGUAUUGGAAGGAAGAUGCAUCAAUGUUCAGUCUGAAGAUACGAGAAUUGUUGCAGAGGCUCUCACACGGGCGAAACAAGUAAGCAAAGCUGAUGGUGAAAUCACCAAGGACGCUAAUCAGGAGAGGUUGGAGAGAAUGUCCCGUGCAACAGAAAUGGAGGAUCUUCAAGCACCACAAAACUUCCCAUUAGCACCACUCUCUAUCAAGGACCCUCGUGAUUACUUUGAAUCUCAACAAGGAAACAUCCUCAGUGAACCCAGAGGAGCAAAGGCGUCAAAAAGAAAUGUCCAUGAAGCUUAUGGAUUACUAAAAGAAUCCAUUUUGGUGAUUAGAAUGACGGGAUUAAGUGAUCCGUUGAUUAAACCUGAAGUUUCCUUUGAGGUUUUCAGUUCGUUGACCCGAACUAUCUCAACUGCCAAAAAUAUUCUCGGGAAGAACCCGCAAGAGAGCUUUCUGGACAGAUUACCAAAGUCCACUAAGGAUGAAGUUAUACAUCACUGGACAUCAAUACAAGAAUUAGUGAGACAUUUUUGGUCAUCUUACCCAAUAACAACGACAUAUCUUAGUACCAAGGUUGGUAAACUGAAGGAUGCAAUGUCCAAUACUUAUUCACUACUCGAUGCAAUGAAACAGUCGGUGCAGUCUGAUCUCCGGCAUCAAGUUUCCUUACUAGUUCGUCCAAUGCAACAGGCUCUUGAUGCUGCGUUCCAACACUACGAAUCGGACUUGCAGAGAAGAACCGCUAAGAUUACAUAGAGAACGUUUUGUACUUGGAAAGAAAGAGAUUUCCUUCGACAAAAAAUUAAACAUUGGACUGAACAUUUAGAUUUUGUAGUGUAAUAGAUAAGAUUCUUAAAGAACUUGAGUGAGAAGCAUCAUUAGCGGGAUUUGGCCAAGAAUGUUGCUUGUGCUACAAGGAACCUCUCAAUACCCCAAUUGUUUUUUUUUUGGGUGGCAAAACAGUUGGUUAAGAACUUGAUUGAGAAGCAUUAGCGGGGUUUGGUUAAGAAUGUUGCUUGAGCUAUGUAGUCACUGAAUCGGUCAUUAAACUCUCAUAAACAGAAAUCGAUGAUGCUAAUACUAUUGUUUAGUUAAAGGUUAGAUAUGUUGCUAAUGAAUUUGUUUAGUUUUGUAAGAGCAUAGUGAUAAUUGAGAAAUUGGAUAAUAUAUAGAGAAGACGAUGGGAAGUGUAUAGGGGUAUUCGGGUUUAAUUAACCUAGCAUUUGUUUUGAGAAUGUUUGUAAUAAAUUUGUUUACCAUAAAAAAACCUUAUAGAAAUUAAA